Schistocerca piceifrons (Central American locust) is the source of this 412-nucleotide messenger RNA. RefSeq lists its product as uncharacterized. The transcript is spliced from 2 exons. The record is from RefSeq and is a predicted model, not a curated record. Lineage: Eukaryota; Metazoa; Arthropoda; Insecta; Orthoptera; Acrididae. Bases 17 to 412 code for a protein of 131 amino acids.
GUGCUAUCUGGAAGACAUGAGUGUUUCCAGCAGACUGCUGCUGCUGGGCGCCGGCUGCGUCCCCAGCCUCUCCGUCUGGGCCCUGCCGGCUGCCGCCUUCGUCGCUGUCAUCGCCGCCUGCAUCUCUCUGCGAUACAGAGUGCUGCAGUGGCUGCUGUCCCUGGUGUUGGAGACGCGCCCCCUACAUGAGGUGCUGCACGGCCACUACGUGUCGCGGCCGCAGGAGUCCGCCUCGUGGGUGCGGCUGGGCCGGCAGCGGCUGCUGCUGCUGAGGGACCCACAGCUCGCCUGGCAGCUGCUGUCCGCCCACUUCCCCAGCUUCCCCGCCAGGGCGCGCACCCAGGCCUACGACAUCGGGCUGUUCGCUCAGGAAGGUGAGACACCUGUGACGACACUUAGCCAGUCUUCCUAA